CCUCCUGGGGGCUGCAGAGGUUCAAGGCCAAGGCCACGGUCAUUCUCGGAGCCCCGAGAGACGGGCGCUCCCCAUUCUGGGGAGAAGGGAGGGAACUGGAAGACGGAUGCAACUCGGGAUCCCGUUGCCAUGGUUAUGGUGGGGCCCCGCCUCCUUUCCUCUCCCCCAAGGAGGGAGGGGCAGUCUCGGGCCAGCCAGGAAGGGCCCCGUCAGCCCAGCGGAGACUGCGGGUCCCAAGUGGAGGGGGCACUUCCCUUUCCACCCCAGUGGGCUGCUGUCCUAGCUUAGCUCCUGGAGAGACGCAGAGGGCCGGAUAAUGAGCUUGCCAGCCGGAGAGCCAAUCAGAGCCUGGCAGGGAAGGCGGCCCGGCAGCCUGGCAGCCACUCAGACCCUGGCUGGGCUCUCCGUCUGGCCUGGGACUGGGCAAAGUGUCUGCCAAUCAGGGAGGGCGCCAGCUGGGGCGCUGGGCCAAUGGGAAGGGGAGGCUCAGCUGGCCCUGGGGCAGGCUGGAGGGAGGAGAGGCAGUCUGGUCCUGCCUUAGUCCUGGUCCUACGCUGGGGAGAGAGGCUGAGCUUGGGGGAGAUCCUGGAGAGGGAGGGAGCAAGGGCAGGAUCCCAGGGCCCCACCCUCUGGUCCUCUGGUCCCUCGCCUGGUCCCCAGCCACAUCUGGCGGCCCCUCCUCCAUCUCACAUCUGGCUGCCUCUUCUCUCCAGGCAGUGGCCCAUCUCGGAGGCACGCCCCUCCCCCGCCCCCAUCAUGCCCAGCUGCUCUCUGAUCUAGUUCUCCCCCUAACCCCAACCCUCCCCGCUCAUCCCCUCCCUCACUCCACCUUAGCCAGCCCUCCCCCUCCCCAGCCUCACCUCCCCCCCCCUCCUGCUGCUCAGAGCCAGAGGGAUGGUGGUAGUCACAGGGCGGGAGCCAGCCAGCCGUCGCCCGGAUGAUGCCAUGUCCAGCUCGGACGCUGAAGACGACUUUCAGGAGCCUGCCACCCCCACAGCCACCCAGGCUGGGCAUGCCCUGCCCCUGCUGCCCCAGGAGUUCCCCGAGGUGGUCCCACUCAACAUUGGAGGGAUGCACUUCACCACCCGCCUGUCCACCCUGCGGCGCUACGAGGACACCAUGCUGGCGGCCAUGUUCAGUGGGCGUCACUACAUCCCCACCGAUGCCGAGGGACGCUACUUCAUUGACCGCGAUGGAACUCACUUCGGAGAUGUGCUUAACUUCCUUCGAUCUGGUGACCUGCCCCCACGGGACCGCGUGCGGGCCGUCUACAAGGGCCAAUACUAUGCUAUUGGGCCCUUGCUGGAGCAGCUGGAGAAUGUACAACCGCUAAAAGGGGAGAAGGUGCGCCAAGCAUUCCUGGGGCUCAUGCCCUACUACAAAGACCACUUGGAGCGGAUCGUAGAGAUCUCACAGCUGCGGGCUGUCCAGCGCAAGGCCCGCUUUGCCAAGCUGAAGGUGUGUGUCUUCAAAGAGGAGAUGCCCAUCACACCCUACGAGUGUCCCCUCUUCAACUCAUUGCGUUUUGAGCGCAGUGAGAGCGACAGCCCCUUCUUUGAACACCACUGUGAAGUGGAUGUGUCCUUCGGGCCGUGGGAGGCUGUGGCAGAUGUCUACGACCUGCUGCACUGUCUGGUCACGGACCUCUCUGCCCAGGGCCUCACGGUGGAUUACCAGUGUAUUGGGGUCUGCGACAAGCAUCUGGUCAACCACUAUUACUGCAAGAGGCCCAUCUAUGAGUUCAAGAUCACAUGGUGGAGCUGAGAUGCAGACUGCAGAGGCUGAUGGGAGGCAGAGAUAGGCAUGGAGCCUCCAUUCCCACUGAGUCGUGGGAUCCUUCUCAGCUGCCCAAGGCUCUGUUCCUGGUUUCCAUGUUAAGUGUUCAGCUCAUAGUUGUAGAGCAAACCCACCCUAGAAUCAAAAACCAAAAGCCCACCACCAUUAAACAUUGGUAUGAUAACCUUCCGGUGCCUCUCCCUCAGAGAGGCACGGGGUUCUGAAGGAUAGAAGAAGGGACUCGACGGGAGGCCCUGUCUCCUAAGGACUCUUAGGUAAGCCAGCAAUAACUCCCCAGGAUACUUGGGUCCCCUAUUUUGAAGAUUUUAAAAGAUCCAGAACAUCUCUGGGCUGAUCCUUUCUUUCUAAAGAAGCUGUUCAGGUAAUGGGCACAUCCUUCCUGGAGGCUUGGACAGCCAAGUGGUGGCACUCAGUGAUUCCCCAAUCAGCAUCUCUUCCUCAGUAUGACACGGCAGGGCUACUAGAGAAAGACCCCCUCCUUGGCUGCAUCUCUACUGGAACCCAUAUCCCAUGUGGUUUGGAGCUCUGGUAGGGCCAGCCCUAUUGGCCCCAGGUCUGUUAGGACGGAGCCUGGGGCAUUGAAAGAUGCUACCAGAAUCCUGAUAGUGUGGCUUAGUCUGAGGCUAGCCGGAGCCCUCUACUGAGCCUGUGUGCAUCAUCCUGGACUCCCCAUGGGAGAAGUGGCCCUGAGCCAAUGGGUGACAGUGUGCCCAGCUCCUAGCAGAGGCAGAAUACAUGCUGAAUGAGUGGAAACCAGACCUGGGCAAGAACUGGGGGGGCAGCGGAGUGACGGGCCUUCUAUAUGGCAGUCAUUUCCUAGAAUCAGAGAGGCUUUCUAUCAAGCUUGGCAGCACAACUGCUCCUCUGGAGGUUCAGACGCCUUUUUCAUCUAAAAGGUGGCUGGACGUGCUUGUUUCGGGGUUGAUGUUCCUGCAUGGUGCCGGGUGUUGCUAGCUGUGUGUCCAGUGCCUUGAGCUUAGCCGUCUUUUGUUUACGUCUCCGAGUGGUGUUCCUGCCUAAUCCGUGUUCGUUUUUUGACAGACACUGAGCCAAGCUAUAUGAGGAGGAUGUCAGUGUGAGUAGAGCACAGAUUACUAACACCAGUGCUGGCAGUAACCCCGCAUUGGCCUCUCUCCCCCUGUCCCCUCCAGCUCCUGCCACAGAGCAUCGCAGUGUGUUUAUUUAGAAUCCACAUGUGCGAGACCCAGAGUGACUGGUUUUCGAAAACCCCUGCAGCCCUGCUUGGGGGUUAACCCGGAUGCUGGGUGAGGACAGUGUCCCCCAUCUCUCUGGAACUCUGUUCCUCUGUUGUGCUGUGCUUUUGACUACUGUGUUUUCCUGUGUGUCCUUCUGGGAAGACGAGGGCCACCAGGAAGCAGAUUCCUGGCUGCUUUUAGGGACUUUCUAGAGCUAGCCAAAGACCUUGUAGCAGGCCAGGCUUGGCAAGCCCUCUGUCUAGGAGCUGAGUUUGGAAGUCAGGUAAAAAGUUCCAUAGUCUAAGACCAUGGCACCUGAAGGGGAGGCGGGAGGUGGUUGUUGCUACUCAGCUUCUGAUGCUGCCCUUGGGCUGAUGUGAAUAAAAUCCAUUCUCUGGGGAAGUUAUUUUGGUUCCCCUCAGGGAGCUCCUCUAAUUAUUGGUGAGACUAGGACCUUUUCUGUCCCCCCAGCUUCUCUGUAACUUUGCUCAUCAAGGCCUAAGCCAUAAGGGGGCAACGUCCCCAAAAAACCUUAGAUAUGCCCUGCCCCAAAUGCUAACAAUGUCCUUUACUUGAAUUCUUGUGACUUUGUAGAACCACUGCCCCCGGCUCUAAAAUGAGACUAGAUGCAUUCUCUCCAGGAACUGGCCAAGAGAAAAGACUCAUUGGACUGAUUUAUGGAUCAUAAACUCUGAGCUGGAAGAGGCCUUAGAGACCAUCUAGACUAGCCUCCUUAUUUUACAGACAAGGAAACUGAGGCCCAGAGAAUUAAAUUUGUCCAAGCCAUAAAUUGGCAAUGGUAUAAUUUGAACACAGGCCCUCUGACUCCAAACCUAUUGCUUUUUCCACUGUACCAUAGGUUUUUGGAGAAUAGGAGAACUCGAUGGCUAGGAUACAUUCAAAGUGGCUGGCUGAAGUAGGAGCUUUGUCCAUGGCUGGCCCGGCAGGUGAAGGACAUAAGAUCUUGGGGAUAGACUGUUGGCUGAAUCCCUCCCUAGCUGAGAUGAUUGUCAUUAGUUGACCUGGAGAGAGACAUGUAGUCAUCCCCCUUCCCAUACAGUUCAUCCAGAUGCUCCCUCUGAGUUGGCUCGUUGGCCAGCCAUGCAGCUGGUGGCCAGGUCUGCCUGCCUGCAGGUUUCACUUCUUUCCUUGGCCCGUGAUCUACUGGGGGCUUACUGAGGAAUGCUUCUCAGGUUGGAUGAGGUGACUGUCUUCCUGGGUGCUUUGUUGUUCUGACUAAGCCCCUGGUGGUGCUGGUGCUGCUGGUGGUGCUAUAGAAAGUGUUGAGGUCGCUGGGCAUGAGUCAUUCCGUAUUUGACCUUGGCUCAGGGUGACUCCACCUGAAGAGUUCAACAUAUCUUCCCAUUUUGUAAGCACUUCCAGAAAGCACUUACACACACACACACACACACACACACCCCUUCUGCCCAGACGUAGUCUUUAAUAAAACUUUUUCUUGGUCCCAUAUGCCAGAGUUCUCACCAAAAAGAGAUCUCUGUACCACUCCUAAGGCCAUAUAGAACUCUAGAGCCAGAAGGGCCCUCAGAAGCCAGCUAGUCAAACCCCCUCAUUUUGCAGAUGAGAAAACAAACCAAAGCUCAAGGAAGCAAUAUGACUUGCUCAGAGUCACAUGGGUAGUAAGCAUCUGAAAGAGGAUUUGAACUCAGGUUCUCUAACUCCAGAACCCGGGCUCUUUCCGUGAUGCUUCCCUGCCCUUGGUGGAAGGAGACUGAUGGGGCAAGACAUUUCUGAAAACAUGUGCAUGGGAUAAAGGAAUGGGGGAGAAGAAAGGGAGACAGGAUUCCCCAGGUGGAGGUCAGGUGCUUCCCUGAACUUAGGUGUCUUCCUCCUAUAAGAACUGAGGCUCUGUGUGCACUGUGUAACAGGUCUUGUGUUGUUGGAUUUUUUUAUUCCAAUGUCUGUGACAGUAUAGCUGUACCUAGCCUCUGUGCUGUACCAUGGCAUUAAAGAGAAGUAUCAGGAGA
Messenger RNA from Monodelphis domestica (gray short-tailed opossum), 4978 nucleotides. RefSeq names its product potassium channel tetramerization domain containing 7 (gene KCTD7). Gene Ontology annotation, cellular component: plasma membrane. Gene Ontology annotation, biological process: positive regulation of transporter activity; membrane hyperpolarization; protein homooligomerization. The record is from RefSeq and is a predicted model, not a curated record. NCBI's taxonomy places the organism in Eukaryota, Metazoa, Chordata, Mammalia, Didelphimorphia, Didelphidae. Gene Ontology annotation, molecular function: protein binding.